Oryzias melastigma (Indian medaka) is the source of this 2699-nucleotide messenger RNA. RefSeq names its product carbohydrate sulfotransferase 15. NCBI's taxonomy places the organism in Eukaryota, Metazoa, Chordata, Actinopteri, Beloniformes, Adrianichthyidae. The transcript has 8 exons. Bases 391 to 2001 code for a protein of 536 amino acids. Gene Ontology annotation, molecular function: N-acetylgalactosamine 4-sulfate 6-O-sulfotransferase activity. Gene Ontology annotation, biological process: hexose biosynthetic process. The record is from RefSeq and is a predicted model, not a curated record.
AUUUUUUGCGCGCGCGCUGCUCCAAACGCGCGCCCUCCCUUUCCCAUCCAUCCUGCCUCCUGCGUGACGCGCGGGGGAUGUCCGUCAGUUUGGCAGUGAGGAGGAGAGUCGUCUCUUCGACUUCAGCAUCGCCGGGUUCAGAGAACACAGAGGAGUGUAGCGCUGGAGCCAAACGACUGCUUGUCCUGACGCCUGUCAGAUCCAUCCAUGGACUCUGUUUGCUCAUGAGCAGCUGGGAAUUUUACCGACUCAACUCCAAAAACCUUCCGCUAAAAAGAGGAAAUAAAGAGAAAUGAAGACCUACGGAAAGAGGCAACUCCUUGUGCUGAAGGCUAAACUUUUUACGGAGUAGUUCUGCUUUUUUCUCCUCGUCUACAUGUCUACACCAGCAUGCCAACAUCAGACGACAAACAUGGGAGCAACACACAAACAGACUAUUUUAACAGCUUGCAGAGUUUGUCUCUGGCUGUAAUUUAUGGGAAGCGAUCAGUCCGGACGUUUUUGGACUUUAGGGAUAAAAAUGCCCCACAUGGACUGGAUGUCAAGUGCGCUCCCUUGUCGUUUUUGACCAACCUGAGGCGCUUCUCCAAAGCGAAAGUGGUCAGCUUCUUCCUGUGUUUGACGCUGGCGUUUCUCAUCAUGGUUUCGUACACGCUGAUGUUGGACAAGAGAAGGAUGCCGCUCAUGUCUUCCUAUCGGCCCAGUCUUCUGGUCGUUCCAACAGGUGCAUUUGCAGGGGAAGACGUUUCUACUGAAAAGAGUUUCAUGAGCACAGAACUGAUGGUGAAGAUCAUCAGCUCCAUUCAGGAACACAAACCACGGAGGGUGCCGGAUAAAAAGGAAAUCACAGAGACGGAUUCUAAUCUCUUUUCGGUAAUCCCUCCACACUUUUUGCCGAACACCAAGAGCCCGUGUUGGUACGAAGAAGUGUCCGGCGACGCCAGCGCAGACCCCUACAAGAAGAAUCACUUUUGCCUGCGUUCAAAAAGCUUCAGAAACACGUGCGACCGGAUGAGAGACAGUUUCCGUCGGCAUCUGAGCCACAGAGACGGGAAACAGUUCCGCCUUCGCUGCUUGCCGUACUUUUACAUCAUUGGCCAACCAAAGUGCGGCACGACGGACUUGUUUCAUAGACUGCUGAUGCAUCCGGAGGUCAAAUUUAACAUCAUCAAGGAGCCACACUGGUGGACCAGGAAACGAUUUGGUUAUAUCCGUUUCAAAGAUGGUUUGCAGGAGCGUUUUCCUCUGCAAGAUUAUCUGGAUCUGUUUGACUUGGCAUCCCACAACAUCCAAGAAGGAAUCAGAGGAAAUUCAUCAGUGAAACAGCAAGCAAUUCAUAUAAUAACAGGUGAGGCCAGUGCCUCCACAAUGUGGGACAACCAAGCUUCCAGUUAUCACCACGGUGCCCAACAGGAAACAGAACCUUCCUUCCUGGUCCAGGACUUCAUCCACGCAGUCCAGCCAGACGCCAAAAUCAUUGUUAUGCUCAGAGAUCCAGUGGAGAGGCUUUACUCUGACUACUUGUACUUUAUUUUGGCAAACAAGUCAGUGGAGGACUUCCAUCACAGAGUAAAAGAAUCCGUCCAGCUGUUUCAGGCCUGUCUCUCUGAGAGGUCACUCCGUUCCUGCGUCUACAACAGCAGCCUUUACAACAUCAUGCCGGUCAGACUGAAUCUAGGAUUGUACUUCCUUUAUGUUCUGGACUGGUUGUCAGUUUUCCGUCGAGAUCAGAUUCUAGUUCUACGGUUAGAAGACUAUGCAAACAACAUCAAAGAGACAAUAAAGAAAGUUUUCGACUUUCUUAAAGUUGGACCGCUCUCAGCACACCUGGAAGCAGCGCUGACCAAACGGCCCAUGUCGAACACACGACGAGCCCAAGACAGAAACCUCGGCCCAAUGCUUCCAGCCACCAGAAGCCUCCUCAGCAGAUUUCACCAACCCUUCAACUAUGAGCUGGCCAGACUGUUGAACAGCGAAGCCUUUCUGUGGAGAGAAAGCUGAAGGGUUUGAACCAGGAACCUGGAACACCUAAAGAGACUGUCGAAAAGCUUUACUUGUGUGUUUUUUCAAAAUCUUUUCAUAAAAAGAGCUGAAGAGUGAACAAUAAAAUGACAUUUUUUCAACUUUUGUGUUUUUUAAUAUCCCAAAAUGCUAAAUUUGUAUGUACAAUGUAAUUUAGUGCAACAUAGAGAAGUUGCUCCAAAAGCCAAAACCAAAGCAAUUCAAGAUUUAGACGAAAAAAUGUCUAAAUUUGAUUUUUUGAUGCAAAAGAAUAUAUUUUAAAAUAAGCACAUAAUGAGGAAAGAGAAAGCCAGUACAACUUUUGCAGGGAAGUUUAGACAGGACUUGAUUUUAAGGUUGCUACCAUGGAGAAAAUCUUUAUAUUUGGUUGUAAACUGCUUGGAUCUUAAAAAAUAUUUGAUUAAAAAUAUGUAUGUAUAUAUAGUCAUCAUUUUUUGCAGUCUUGCUUAGUGUCUUUUAAAUUAUAUAUUUCUGGUUUUACUGUUUAAAAGUAAUGACAUGAAAAGCACAAGCAUGAAAUUAAUCACAAAAUAUAAAAAAUAGCUGAUUGCUAAACUAAAAUAAACUGGGCAUCUCUUGCCUUAAACCCUCCUUCUCGGUAAGGAAAAACUAAUAAAAAAAAAUAAUUCUGGGAGGAAAAAGAAAAAAAAACCUCAGGGAUGUCCACAUGAAGGAGG